UCGAAGCUUAACGGAAAGCCUUCCCUAGCAGCUUCUGAGAGAAACGGCUGGAUCGGAGAGAGCCCCCGUCGUAGGUUUGGACUGCAGGGAAGGAAAAAUUGUUAAGGAGGAAAAGACCGGAAAGGUGCUUAGGGCCUUCGGUGUCAUUGCAAGGAGGCCCUCCGCCAGGCGGUGGAGUUCUCGCGUUUGGAAAGGCCCCUGUUGCUGGUUAUUGCAGGCUUCCUUGUCCUCCAUUGGGCCUCCUACAAUGGUGUCAACUAUCCACAUGCCAACUCCCAUGUGCCUGAUCGAGAACAGGGGAAAGGAGUUCCGUGUUUGUCAAGAGGCCCUGCAGCUGCUGUCUGAAAUCCACCAGCCGGUGGUGGUGGUGGCCAUUGUGGGACUGUACCGCACGGGCAAGUCCUACCUCAUGAACAAGCUGGCUGGCAAGACCUCAGGUUUUGCACUGGGCUCUAAGGUGCAAGCCAACACCAAAGGUAUCUGGAUGUGGUGCAUUCCCCACCCCAAGCAGCCCAGCCAGACCCUCGUCCUUCUGGAUACGGAGGGGCUCGGCGAUGUGGAAAAGGGCGAUCCCAAGAAUGACACCUGGAUCUUUGCGCUGACCCUGCUCCUGAGCAGCACCCUGGUCUACAACAGCAUCGGCACCAUUGACCAGUACGCGAUGAACCAGCUCCACUACGUGACGGAGCUGACCGAGCACAUCAAGGCAAAAGUCCCAUCCAGGGAGAACGCCGUGGAUGGACUGGAAGACUCUGCCGAAUUCGUUCGCUUCUUCCCAGACUUCAUCUGGAGCUUGAGGGACUUCACAUUGUGCCUGGAGCUGGAUGGGCAGCCCAUCUCUGCAGAUGAUUAUCUGGAACGUGCCUUGACAUUAAAAAAAGGAGACAGCCACGACAUCGAGCUGUUCAACCUGCCACGCAAAUGCAUCCGGAUGUUCUUCCCCACCCGGAAAUGCUUCAUCUUUGAGCGCCCCACCUCCAGGAAGAACCUGUCUCGGCUGGACCAGAUGCAGGAGAGCGAGCUGGACCCUGACUUUGUGGAACAAGCAGGCCAGUUCUGCAGUUACGUCUACUGCACGUCCAAGGCCAAGACCAUCCCCGGUGGGCACGUUCUCAAUGGCCGCUUGCUGGCGAAGCUGGCGGAGACCUACGUGGACACGCUCCGCAGUGGGAAAGUGCCUUGCAUGGAGAAUGCAGUGCUGGCCUUGGCUGACAGGGAGAACUCGGCUGCGGUGGCCGAUGCUACGGCCCGCUACGUGGAGCUGAUGGAGCGAAGGCUGAAGCUGCCCACGGAGACGCUGGAGGAGCUGCUACGGAUCCAUGCCGGGUGCGAGGAGGAGGCCCUCCGGGUGUUCAUGGCUCGAGCCUUCAAAGACGACACACGCCAGUUCCAGGCUCAGCUCAUGAAAACCCUGGAUGAGAGGAAGGAGGAGUACUGCUCUAAGAACGAGAAGGAAUCCUCAAGAGAGAGUAUGGCUGUGCUGAAAGCGCUGUCUCAGGAGAUCGAAAAGAACAUCAGAACGGGGAGAUACUCCCAACCUGGUGGCCACCAGCAUUUCUUGCAGGACAUGAAGAAACUGGAAGAAAGAUACCACCAGAAACCUAAGAAAGGUUUAAUGGCCAUGCCCGUCCUGCAGCAGUUCCUGAAGGCCAAAGAAGAUGUUGGCAGAGCCAUACUUCAGAGCGACAAAGCCCUUUCGGAGAAUGAGAAGCGAAUGAAAGAGGCACAGGCGAGGGCCAAGGAGGCACAGCGAGAGCAGGAAUCCCAGAGGCAGCAGCUGGCUGUGCUGGAACAGAAGAGGGCUGAUCAGGAACGGAGCUUUGAAAUGAACCUGGAAGAGCUGAGGCAGAAGCUGCAGCAAGAGAGAAAGCAGAUCUUGGAAGAGCAGGAGAAAGUGAUGGACUGCAAGCUGAAGGAGCAGGAGAAGAUGUUAAAGAACGGAUUCCAGAGGGAAGCUAAUCAGCUGAAAGAGGAGGUUCAGCUGCUGAGAGAACAGAAUGAUGAAAAGCAGGAAUCUUUUAUUACAACUGGGCUGCAUAUUCUGGCAGAGGUGGCUUCACUUUACUUGCCAGGUUUUCUUGGCAAAGCUGUAGGGUUUGUUUCUAACCUUUUGAGGCGCCUGUAGCCAGACAGGAACUAGGCCUGACCUGCAGAUCCUUCCUCCUGUCUCGGAAAUGCUUAUCAAACGUGCUGCUUUGUUUAGCGUUAAACAGCCUGAAGCUGGAAACUUAGCAAAUGGCAAGGAAACAGGAACAAGAUGCAGGGACUGGAAAAGCACUUUGAUUAACGAGCAGUCUUGCACCAUGAGAAUCUGCUACCCAGUAGUAUUAAGCAGCCAUUGCUGUUGGGCUAAAGGCCAUUUUAUACCUACACAGAGAAAGGUUCCUUCCACAGAAGGAAACGUGUGUUUUUACUUGGCGCCCAUCCAGCUAGAAGGAACAGGCAAGCACAGCCCCUUGAGGAGGUCUCUGCAGAGCACCAGGGUUGGCCACCCUUGUGGCAAACUCAUGUUCCUUGAAUACCCCUCAAAACAGCAUUUGCCAGCUUGUUCUCUCAGACCCACUAGUAAGGCCAAGCCAGACCAGAAGUGGGAGAUCACAGCAUCACACCAAAGAAAUUGCUCCCAAGACUUUUGCAGGCCUCACAGAAUAAGCGCUGUGCUUCACAGAAAACUUUAUGCUGAGAUAAAAGAGGACAAAAUUUAAAAGUGAAUAGGCACUCGGGAAAAAAGCACAGAAAGCUUCUUGCCUCCUGCCUGUCAGAUGCAGAAUUUCUACUACUGGGACGCUGUUUCUAUAUUCUGCAUUCCACCAAGACUGUUUUGGUGGAACAACUGCCAUUGCCAAAUGAGAUUGCCUGCAGCCAGCAUGUUUCGCUUUGCUCUGCUCCUCGUACAGCCUGCGUUUCUUCAGCAAGUUAUCUCAAAUGAUGUUCGUAUGUGUGUGUGUGUGUGUGUGUGUGUUAUUGUGAGUUGCACUUAGGGUCCUGAGCUCCUGCAAUGACUGGGAGCCUUCCCUCACCUUUGUCUUUUUUUUUUCUUAACAUGUACAAAUACAUAGAAGAAAAAUUUUGUGUGAUCAUGCAAGUCCACCACAUACGAUAGAAAGUCCCAUCCGCCCCGUUAACAUUUCCAAAAUUAUAAUUCUUAUCUAUUUUUCCAAUAUCUUUUGGAGUAAUGUACCACUGAUAAAACUUCUUAUACCAA
This is a messenger RNA of Varanus komodoensis (Komodo dragon), 3205 nucleotides long. Its product is annotated as guanylate-binding protein 1-like. The record is from RefSeq and is a predicted model, not a curated record. The transcript has 12 exons. Gene Ontology annotation, molecular function: GTP binding; GTPase activity. Bases 248 to 2125 code for a protein of 625 amino acids. Lineage: Eukaryota; Metazoa; Chordata; Lepidosauria; Squamata; Varanidae.